AAAAGAAGAAGUGGAGUACCCUUCAUUCCCUCGCGGCGUAAAAGAAAGAGAAAUCUCCCGGGGGCGUCUCGUCGUCUCCUCCGCUCCGCUCCUUGCGCCAAGACGAGUCGCGGCUGCCGAUCUCCAUCUGCGCGAGCAGAGCAGAGCAGAGCAGGGUAUCCUGGACCUGAUCUGGAUGAAGCUCUUCUCCUCCUUAAUUCCAGAGCCUUAACCUCUCUUAAUACAAGCAAGUAGUAACAGUUUGUUUGUAGCCCCAAACAAGUUGGAUCCGAUCGAAACUGUGUAGGGAAGAUGGAGGAGAUCCAGAUCACUUGGAGAAGGAAAAAUCAGGGCCCACUCCUUGUGAUUAAGGGAUUGUCCCGGGGAGCUUGGUGCACACAGUGAUGGAGCCACGCAUCGGCAACAAGUUCCGUGUUGGCCGCAAGCUGGGGAGUGGCUCCUUCGGGGAGAUCUACCUUGGUACCAAUGUUCAGACCAACGAGGAGGUCGCUAUUAAGCUCGAAAAUGUGAAGACCAAGCAUCCACAACUGCUGUAUGAGUCGAAGCUGUACAGAAUACUCCAGGGAGGAACUGGAAUUCCAAAUGUUAAGUGGUUUGGUGUCGAGGGUGAUUACAAUGUUUUGGUAAUGGACUUACUAGGACCAAGCCUUGAAGAUCUUUUCAGUUUUUGUAACAGGAAGCUGUCUCUAAAAACUGUUUUGAUGCUUGCUGAUCAAAUGAUCAAUCGCGUCGAAUUUGUUCACUCCAAGUCUUUCUUGCAUAGAGAUAUUAAGCCAGAUAAUUUUCUCAUGGGCCUAGGUAAAAGGGCAAAUCAGGUCUAUGUCAUAGAUUUUGGACUUGCAAAGAAGUACAGGGAUACAUCAACACACCAGCACAUCCCAUAUAGGGAGAACAAGAACUUGACGGGAACAGCAAGAUAUGCAAGUGUAAACACUCAUCUUGGAAUUGAACAAAGCCGGAGGGAUGACAUGGAAUCUCUUGGAUAUGUACUGAUGUACUUCUUGAGAGGAAGCCUUCCGUGGCAGGGUCUAAAAGCUGGGAACAAGAAACAAAAAUAUGAGAAAAUCAGCGAAAGGAAAAUUGCUACUUCAACUGAGGCCCUCUGUCGUGGAUAUCCUACUGAAUUUGCAUCUUACUUCCAUUAUUGCCGCUCGCUGCGCUUUGAAGAUUCGCCAGACUACCAAUAUUUGAAGAGAUUGUUCAGAGACCUUUUUAUUCGAGAGGGAUUUCAGUUUGAUUAUGUUUUUGACUGGACAAUCCUGAAGUAUCAACAGUCACAGAUGACCAGUGCUCCACCACGUGCCAUUGCCCCUGCAACAGGACAAAGCUCGGCGAUGGCUCCUAUAGCAAAUAAUAACAGGCUGUCAGCCACCGAAGAGGGAAGGAGAAGCGGCUGGUCAGAUAUGGAUGCGAUGCGGCGUCAGGUUCCACCUCCAGCUAUAAAUGCAGGCAGCCUAGCCAAGCAGAAGUCCCCUAUCGGACAUGAGCAAUCAACUUCUAAAGAUGCAGUGUUCUCCAGUUCGACUUUUUUGGGACGGUCAAGCGGAUCCUCAAGGCGACCUGCUGUCUCUAGUAGCCGAGAACCAAGCACUGAAGCUGACCAGUCACGUAGUCGUACAACAGAUGCAAGUCCGGGGGCAUUCCAAAGAUCAGGGGCCCCGCGGUGGAGUCCACAGAUGGUUGACUCCUCUGACAACAGGCGCACGCCUUCUGGCAGGCAUCCAUCGAAUGCUAAGAACUACGAGUCGACCAUACGGGGCAUCCAGGGCCUAAAUUUCGAUGGCGAUGAUAGGAUUCAGUACUAGUAUGUCUCAAUCUUGGCGGUGUGCAUAUCAUCAGAGCCCCUACUCCAUGGGUCACGCCUGCUGAAGUGGAGUACUAAAGACCGGAAAAUAAGAGGUUUGGUUGGUUCUAAGGGGCUUUGGCCCUUAGCAACUGUUUGGUGGACUCAUGGCAAUGCUUAGGCUGUUUGUACAGGUUCCCAUUUGUUUUCAUUGCGCGGACAUGUGCCCCUUGAAUCUUGUUGUAUUUGGAGAGAUUUCUGCAUGCAGGGCUCUCAUGCCAUGUGCUUCUUUGGAAACUGGAAUUGGAUGACCGGUGGGGGAAGUUGGGGGAUGCUUUUUUAAAGUUUGAAUAUUAGGGAGAGGUGUCCAGCCUCUUGUAACUUAUGGACAAGGAAAACUGCUAUGAGAAGAAGGGUUAUGUAUGCUGUUUGUCACA
This is a messenger RNA of Oryza sativa Japonica Group (Japanese rice), 2220 nucleotides long. RefSeq names its product casein kinase 1-like protein 2. Gene Ontology annotation, biological process: signal transduction; peptidyl-serine phosphorylation; endocytosis. Gene Ontology annotation, cellular component: nucleus; cytoplasm. Lineage: Eukaryota; Viridiplantae; Streptophyta; Magnoliopsida; Poales; Poaceae. The record is from RefSeq and is a predicted model, not a curated record. Gene Ontology annotation, molecular function: ATP binding; protein serine/threonine kinase activity.